AGUUGCCAAGCUCAGUUCAAGUUUUCUUUUUCCGCUCACCCCUUUUUUAAUCGACGGCUCGGUGCAGAGAAUAACAUGGGAAACAACUUUGUGAGAUGGAUUCUGACGCUUUACAUGUUUUGCUCAGUGUCAGGUGAAGGCUGCUCCCUCAUCCUGAAGCCCUCCAGGGUCGUGGUGGGCUUCGGGGAGCCGGUGACGGUGAGCUGUGAGGCCGCCCGCCCGGUGCGUGUCCUGGGGUGGGAGUCGACCAUCAGCGCCUCGCACACCCAGCAGGACCUUUCCAUCCAGUGGAAGGUAGACAGUCUCAUCGACUGGAUAGAGGAGCCCAUCUGCUAUGGGGUGUUUUUCACAGCUCCCAGACAGUGUGAGGAGAAACUCAAUCUCGUCCUAUACAAAACCCCGGAUCGUGUUUCCAUCCGGCCUGUGAACCAUACGGGCCACAUGGUGGAGGGAAUGGAGUACCAGCUGCUCUGCGAGGUUCAAAAUGUUGCUCCUGUUCAGUAUCUGAACCUGAGGUGGUACAGAGGGCAGAGUGAAGUGUAUAACCACUCCUUCGCUGACCUCACGUCCUCCUCGCCUGUCCAAGUGUCCUCCAUCCUCGUCGUCACGCCGACCAGAGCAGAGAACGGAGCGCAGUACAGGUGUGUGGCAGAGCUGGAGCUCGGACCAGAGGGACCACAACCACCUCCCACUGUGGCCUCCGAGCCUCUCAAUGCCUCUGUGUACUUUCCCCCGAUGUUCCUCAGUCCUGAACCAGAAGUGCUUGAUCUCAAAUUGGGCGCUGAAAUCUCCUUAAACUGCACUGCCACGGGAAAUCCCACCCCGGUGUACAGCUGGCAGUCCUCCCAUCAUACGCAGGAGACGAUGGAGGACGAGGCAGUUCUUACCUUUUCCUCACUGGUCCCGGGGACCUACAUCUGCACCGCCUCCAAUGCACUGGGCAAGAAGAGCAAGCAGUUCAUUGUCAAGGCCAAGACUAAAGGCGUUUGAAACGAGUGAUCUUCAGAUGGGAUCGCAGGACCACAUUGGAGAUACAAGGGGUUUUUACUGUUGCUGCUUUGGAGACAGGAAUGACAAUACGUUAAUACAACUCAACAGAUAUUUAUGAGGAUCUUGCUUUCAUCCAGAAUCAGAUCUCAUAAAGAGAAAGACCAGAAUAUACUAUAUUCCCCAUUUACUAUCUCAGUAUUUUAACAUGAAUUUAUUUUCAUCUUCAGUCUACUGUUAAUGCUCUCCAUGUGAUAUCCUGUAUCUAAUGUAUAUUUUUGCUUCACUUAUUUGCCCAAUAAUAGCAUUAUCAUGUAGCACUAAAUAUUAGCAACACAUAAUAUAGCACUUAUGACUACAUUACUGUUAAUGUAUGCUUGUAAAUGAAAUACUGUCACUUUAAUACUCAAUGUUAAAGAUAUGUACUGUAAAU
Messenger RNA from Platichthys flesus (European flounder), 1420 nucleotides. Its product is annotated as vascular cell adhesion protein 1-like. The record is from RefSeq and is a predicted model, not a curated record. The transcript is spliced from 5 exons. Bases 76 to 990 code for a protein of 304 amino acids. Gene Ontology annotation, biological process: cell adhesion. NCBI's taxonomy places the organism in Eukaryota, Metazoa, Chordata, Actinopteri, Pleuronectiformes, Pleuronectidae. Gene Ontology annotation, molecular function: integrin binding.